Messenger RNA from Malaya genurostris, 1508 nucleotides. Its product is annotated as probable serine/threonine-protein kinase DDB_G0267686. The transcript is spliced from 3 exons. The coding region runs from base 136 to 1344 and encodes 402 amino acids. The record is from RefSeq and is a predicted model, not a curated record. NCBI's taxonomy places the organism in Eukaryota, Metazoa, Arthropoda, Insecta, Diptera, Culicidae.
GACAAAGACACGUUUUAGCAGUACAUUGUUCCUCUAAGGAUUAAAAGUGCUUCGAUAAAUUCUAACAAUCAAUACUGUUGAAAAUAAUUCGGGAAUUCAUUAUUUGUUUAUAUUUCUACAUUACACUGUCUUAACAUGAGUUCUAAACUUAAACAAGCUCUGGAUAUUUCUCUCGAGGAUUACAUCGCUGAGAAGGGAAUCGUCAGCAGUAUUCGUCCAAUGCCAAGCACAUCUACCAAGGUGGGAUAUUUCAAACGCCAAUUACGGUCGGAAAACGAAGAUGAUGAGAACGAGGAUGAUCUUUUUGUAGAGGACCGCAACGGAACUUUACCAAUAGUCAGCCAGGAAUCGAUCGGCAGCGACAGUGCUGAACAGCAAUCAGUAGAUGUUGAAAUGAAAAUUCAACAAGAUUCUGGAUGCUCGGAGGGCGUUCGUACUUUUAUCACUGAGGAGCAUAAACGUGGAAUUAAAUAUAUACCAUCGCAACAAUGGCGUCUGCAACGACAAAAUCAGGUUUCCAAGAAGCCUUCUGGAGUACCACCACUAAUGACAUUGAAGACGGUUUUCGAUCAAAAUACAGAGCAACUAAUUGCUUCUCUUGGAGAAAAUGCCAAAUUUUCGAAUUCUGAUGCUCGUAGUCGAAUCAAUCAAAAGUUUUCCCAUAGCUGGAAUAAAAAUUUUACUCAUAACAACAAUAACAAUUUCAACAACAGGCGAUUUCGGAACAAUCGCAAUCGCAAUCAAUACGGGAAGAACCCAAAUAUGGCUCCGAGUUUCAAUCCGUCGAUUCAUAAAAUAGAACAGCGUGCCAACACUCAAUUGAACAACAAUCAUGUAAAAGAUUUGCGUGCAUUUAUUACGCCGCCAUCGUCCUUUCUAUCUCAGGCCCCAGUGACCCCUGGCAUUGCUUGCACUUGGAACAACCCAAAUGCAUUCGGGCAGCCACAGCUUGUUACCUUUGCCGAUAUGUUGAACCGAAUCGGUCAAGCCUCUACAGUUCAAGAUCGUGACACUUUCACCGAUGUUAUUCGUAACGUAAUGCGAACGCAAUAUCAACAACAGUCGGCGAUGAUACCGACAAUGAAUCCGGAAAAUUUUUCUCAAAUGACAUCUAACGAACUAAUGCCAUUCGCAGCCCAAACGCUGCUAAAUCACAUAUCGACCGUUCAUCAGAACUUCGGACCUAAGUACGAUAUGAAGGUGCAGAAGGAAAUUCAUAAUUUGCAAGGUAAAACGUUGUUUUACCGUUCGUCCGGUGUUGUGAGUGCUGACGGGCCCGGAAUUGCCAACGAGAAAGUUACACCGGUCACAACUGAUUUGAGCAUGAAUAUGCGUUUCAGUUAGAUAAAGUUCGUGUUUAUUUCAGAUGAUUUUGAGUGAUUGACGAUUUUCUAUGUUCAAGGCGGAGCCUUUUGUUCUUUGCGGGUUUGUUAAUUAUUUGUUCUGUUUGACAUAACCUUUUUCGAAUUUCUUUGAUAAAAUUUAGGUUGACUAACCUAUUAAUGUAA